Molecule: messenger RNA, 858 nt
Organism: Caenorhabditis briggsae
Lineage: Eukaryota; Metazoa; Nematoda; Chromadorea; Rhabditida; Rhabditidae
Exons: 4
Coding region: 1-858 (285 amino acids)
Source: RefSeq, a predicted model, not a curated record
AUGAAGUCCGUUCAAGAUUCCAUUGAUACUAUUAAAGCUCUUUCCGAAUCACUGCCUCCAGAGGAUGUGCUCAGAUUAAGCGAUAUUCGUCAUGAGGUGAUGACAGUCGGGGAGAUUUUCGGCAUUUUUGGAAGAGUGGCUCUUGAUAAAAAACAAACCUCAAAAACUGGAAGCAGCAAAACCGAGAAAAAAGUCGAGGUGGUCUCAAAAGAGAUGACUUUCGAGGAAAAACGCAAACUUUUCCAAGCCGAAUUCCCCAAUAAAGUGUCGCCGGAACGUCGUGCGAGAGCUCGAGAUAUUCUCAAUUCAAUCGCUCAGAAUUUGCAUGAAUAUCUUCCCAAUCCUGCGCUUUCGGCUUCUUCUGAUCCUCAAGUCACCGGCAACGGAAGCAUCGAUCUGAAGAGCACACCUGUGAGCUCUACAGCACCAUCAACCGAGUUUCUUCCAUCGGUAGAUAAUCGAAAUACUUCCUUUUUCUCCUUAGAGCACAUUUUCCCAGAGGUUCGCUUGGUUGGAGAUGGCAAACCAAUGCCACCAACACGUGUCCCGGUCCAGCCACAGCUUUUGACUUCACGCUCCUGGCCGAGCAGUACGGAUUCUGAAGAAUCGAUUCUGGCGUUGACGGCUCCAAGAGUGAAGUCAUCAGUUUUUGAGAAUGUUCCCCAAGAAGUCAACUCUCGCUUUAAUGGAACCUUCAAAUUCGGAAACCAUGACAACUUUUCGAAAAUGUCCUACGACGCUGCCUACUCGAAUGACACUCAAUCGGAAUCUGUCAAUACGGUUUACGAGGGUACUGUAGGCACUCCGUUGAUGUACGAUUCCGAAUUGGGUACCCCGUUGCUCACGUGUGUUGAAUAG